Molecule: messenger RNA, 7660 nt
Organism: Cheilinus undulatus (humphead wrasse)
Lineage: Eukaryota; Metazoa; Chordata; Actinopteri; Labriformes; Labridae
Gene: arhgap35b
Product: Rho GTPase activating protein 35b
Exons: 7
Coding region: 784-5373 (1529 amino acids)
Biological process (GO): signal transduction
Molecular function (GO): GTPase activity; GTP binding
Source: RefSeq, a predicted model, not a curated record
GAGGAGAGCUAGGUCCGGGGAGGAGGGCCGCCGCCAUUAUCGGAAAGCUGGCAGAAAUACCACUUUCACACACGCAAUCUGCUCACAAAUUGACCAGGACAUGAACAAUUUCUGUAGCAGUAGAAGCAUAUUUGAGACGAAACACAACGGCGAUUGCAACAAACUCACCGUUGUCUCGUGUGCGCCACCGGCCCAGCAUUAUGUGGGCACAACAAUGGACAGAAUAAUUAUUGAAAAAGCAACGUGGUGAACCGAGGAAGAAGACGGCUAAGCAGGUUUAAAACGCUUGAAUUUCCCACGAGGAGAGACCCUCUAAAGAGCAAAAUUGGACAGUUUUAUCAUCUGGGAUAUUUAUUUCUUCAUUCCCCGUGUUUAAUUGCAAAGAAAACAGCGAUGCUGAACAGGAGAAUCCCGGCAUGGACAAUGGAUAUUUAAAUCAAAUAACCUCCUUGCAACUGUAUUAUCAGUAUUAUCUGUGAAUUGAGACGAUCUAUUGUGUGUUCUGCGGCUUUAUGCUACUGCACAUCAGGCGGCGAGGGCUGCGGCAAGAGCUGGCCUGACAGAUGCAAGAGGAGAAAGGGAGAAAUGCGAUGGAUCUGAGUCAUACAAAGGAUUAAAUGAAGGAACUCUACUCAUAAAACUGCACUGCUAUUUAUUAAACUGAAGACCGGCAGAAGAAAGUGAAAUCUGAUCUUCCCUGUGGAUCAGCAGCUUUAUGGACAAACAUUCAAGUAAUCUCAUUUGCAUAGUGCCUGUUUAUGGCAGGAUGAGCUUCAGCAGGCUAUGAUGGCAAAAAAGCAAGAUGCUCGAUCGCCCAUUUACAACCUUGUUGUGGUGGGGUUGUCAGGAACUGAGAAAGAGAAGGGGCAAUGUGGAGUUGGAAAGUCUUGCUUGUGUAAUCGGUAUGUGCGGCCCAGUGCUGACGACUUCUACCUGGAUCACACAUCAGUGUUAAGUACCAGUGACUUUGGGGGUCGAGUGGUUAAUAAUGAUCACUUUCUGUUUUGGGGAGAGGUGUCACGGGUUUUGGAGGAGGGGCCUGAGUGCAGGAUGCAUGUUGUGGAGCAAACUGAAUUUAUUGAUGACCAGACAUUUCAGCCACAUCGUAGCACUGCUAUGCAGCCCUAUAUUAAACGGGCAGCUGCAACAAAGCUGGCCUCCGCAGAGAAGCUCAUGUACUUCUGUACAGAUCAGCUGGGCCUGGAGCAAGACUUUGAGCAGAAACAAAUGCCCGAGGGCAAGUUGCAGGUUGAUGGCUUCCUGCUUUGUGUUGAUGUCAGCCGGGGCAUGAACCGCAACUUUGAUGACCAGCUGAAAUUUGUCACAAAUCUGUACGGUCAGCUUAGCAAGACCAAGAAGCCAAUUGUUCUGGUCCUCACCAAAUGUGAUGAAGGAGUGGAACGCUACAUCAAAGAUGCGCAUACAUUUGCCAUCACAAAAAAGAGUCUGCCUGUAGUUGAGACAUCUGCACGUUCAAAUAUAAACGUGGACCUUGCCUUUCUCACAUUGGUUCAGCUUAUUGAUAAGAGCAGGGGGAAGCCCAAGAUCAUUCCCUAUUUUGAAGCCCUUAAACUCCAGAGUCAGCAGAUAGCUUCAGCCAAGGAUCGCUAUGAAUGGCUAAUCAACCGUAUAGUAAAGAAUCACAAUGAAACCUGGAUAAACACCAGUCGACGCAUGAACACCUCCCCAGAAUACAAAGAAUAUGUUUUCCUGGAGGGAACAGCAAAAUGCAAGAAGCUUUUUCAACAGCAUGUCUACCGUCUGAAGCAGGAACAUAUUGAAAGGCGUCGCAAAAUAUACCUAAGCACUCUUCCCCUAGCACUUAGUUCUCUGGUGCCUGACCUGGAUGAGAUAGAUCAGCUGAGCUGGUCUGGGGUACAGAAGGUCCUGGAGUCUAAGCAGCACUUUGCCCACUGGUUUGUUGUUCUGGAAGACUCGCCAUGGGAAGAUACAUCUCACAUUGAUAACAUGGAAGAUGAGAGAAUCCCUUCAGAUCUACUGGAAACUGAUGAAGCAGAGGAUAUAUUCAAUGCCCACUUGGAACAUCUGCGCAAUGAAUGCAGACGGGCAGAGAUGAGGCUGGAGUUUAAACAAAAAUUAGCCUCCUCCCCCUUUGUCACACCAGGUAAACCAUGGGAGGAGGCCCGCAGCUUUAUCAUGAAUGAAGAGUUUUACCAGUGGCUUGAGGAGCCAGAGUACUUGGACCUGUACAACCGCCAUCAGAAGGACAUCAUUGACCGUGCUAAGGAAGAUUUUCAGGAGCUCUUACUGGAGUACUCAGAGCUUUUUUAUGAGCUUGAGGUUGAUGCCAAGCCAAGCAAAGAGAAAAUGGGCGCAAUCCAGGAGGUUUUAGGGGAAGAACAGCGAUUCAAAGCACUACAGAAGCUACCAGCUGAAAGAGAUGCUUUGGUAUUGAAACAUAUCCACUUUGUCUAUCACCCUACCAAGGAAACCUGCCCUAGCAGUCCUCACUGUGGAGACUCCAAGAUUGAACAGAUCUUAGCUUCACGUUUCCCCACAUGUUACCCCUUUUUUGAUUUGAAAGCUCAUUUUGGAGACAACAAAGCUGACAGGAUUAACCUUGUCAUUCUAGGGAAGGAUGGACUGGCCAGAGAAUUUGCCAACGAGAUUAGAGCACUCUGCACAAAUGACGACUGGUACGUGUUGGACGGGAAGAUGUAUGAACUGACACUUCGGCCAAUUGAAGGAAAUGUACGCCUUCCAGUAAAUUCUUUCCACACCCCCACUUUCACCCCUCAUGGAUGCUUGUGUCUGUAUAACUCAAAAGAGUCUCUUUCCUAUGUGGUCGAAAGCCUUGAGCGACUUAGGGAAUCAACUCUGGGACGAAGGGAUAGCCAACUGGCACAACUGCCAACAUCUCUUCUCUUGGUCACUAAACGGGGUGUAGGGUCAUAUGUGGACAUAGGUGGAGAAACUGCCUUAAACCUUAUAACACAGGGACAGCAAGUUGCAAGGAGACUACAGUGUAGCUUUUUAGACCCAGCCUCCCCUGGUGUGGGCUAUGGUCAUAAUGUCAAUGAGACUCAAAUCAACCAGGUGCUGAGAGGCCUUCUGGAUAUUAGAAGGAGCACAUCUUUUAGUAGCAGCUCUCCUCCCCUCAUCCCUGAGCCUUCAAGUCUAAGAGACUCUCCCCAUCAACCAGCCCCUGAGGCAGACCUUCGCAUAGUUAUGUGCUUAAUGUGUGGAGACUCUUAUGACAUUGAGCAGCUCUUGUCCCCUUUCCUUAUACAUCAGCAUUGCAGGCCCAUGUCCAAUAGUGGCACCUCCGUAUUGCUGGAACAGACAGUUGGUGGACACAAGCUGGCGAUAGAGCUCUCACUGCUCUCAUACCACGCCUCCUUCACUUUGCGGAAGAGCAGGCUAGUACAUGGCUACAUUGCUGUGUACUCCGUCUCACGAAAAGCCUCACUGGAGACCCUUUGUGCCUUCUUAUGUGAGGUUCAGGACAUCAUCCCAGUUCAGCUGUUGGCAGUGGGAGAUAGCCAAGCAGAGCUCACUGACAGCGACUACGCUUGUGAACAGCUGAUUCAAGGGGAAGAGCUUGCCCACGAGAUUGAAGGUCGUUUCAAUAGUGUGGUCUGUGGAUCUGGGGGAGUGGUUGGAGGCCUGCACAGGAUAGAAAUGUUCCAUUCUUUCUUGAUGGAGGUGGUCGAGAAACGCAACAUUGUUGAGGCCACGCACAUGUAUGAUAAUGUUGCUGAAGCAUGCACCAAUGAAAAUGUGUACUCCCCACGCUGCAGUUCUCCCAGUCCUGUCACCAUGUUUCUGGAUUCAGAAGACGAUGUAGAGCCAUCCCCACCAUACUAUGACGGCACACUUUCUUCUCACAGUGGGGGCUACAACUUGCCUGACUUAGAUUCUAGUGACAUCUCUGUCAUUUCUGAUAUCAGAGACUUUGAAAACAAACUUAACAACAAAGUACCCCCUCAAGUGAGAGUGAAACCUGGCGUCACUUUCGACUUUCGAAAGGUGAGCCGCAAUCCAUAUAUCGAUACAUUAGGCCAUCGUCGCUCACUGCCCUCUGCUGUCACCUGGGUUCCUGGUGGAGAUGUGGGAUAUGAUCCCUCAGACUAUGCCGAACCCAUUGAUGCUGUUUCAAAACCCCGCCCAAGCAACGAAGAGAUCAUCUACUCAGUUCCACAUGACAGUACGCAAGGCAAAAUCAUCACCAUUCGCAACUCCAACAGGAUGCACUCUAAUGGAAAUGGCUCAGACAGUGAAGCAGACAGCAGCUCUCUGGAGAGAAGGAGGAAGUUUUCAGCAGCAGGGGUAAAGCCUCGUCUUUACCGCGACCGCUCCAAGCGGCUUGGCAAAUUCAGCAGUUUCCGCACAAGCUUUAUAGGCAGCGACGAUGAGAUGGGUGCUCUUCAGAAGUCCAAGGACGAUGACUAUGGGACACUGAAAGGUGAAAGUCUUGUGAAUGAGGAGAGUGAAGACCCAAAAAAGAGGAAUAUCCUGAAGAGCCUGAGACGAACGGCCAAGAAAACAAGACCAAAGCCCCGUCCAACUAUUCCCAAGCCCAUGGAGAGUAAUUACUUUGGAGUCCCCCUUGUGAAUGUGGUAUCCCCAGACAGACCUAUCCCACUCUUCAUCGAGAAGUGUGUCCGCUUCAUUGAGACUACAGGCCUGAAUACAGAGGGGUUGUACCGCGUGAGCGGCAACAAGUCAGAGAUGGAAAGCAUGCAGAGGCAGUUUGAGCAGGACCACGGAUUAGACCUAGUGGAGAAAGACUUCUCCAUAAACACUGUGGCUGGAGCCCUCAAAAGCUUCUUCUCUGAGCUGCCGGAGCCCCUGGUGCCUUGUGCUCUGCAGGUGGACCUACUGGAUGCUUUCAAAAUCAAUGACAGAGAACAGAGGCUGUAUACCAUGAAGGAUGUCCUGAGGAGGUUCCCCAGGGAGAAUUAUGAUGUCUUCAAAUAUGUAAUGAGCCACUUACACAAGGUGAGCCAGCUGAACAGGGUGAACUUGAUGACCAGUGAAAACUUGUCCAUCUGUUUCUGGCCCACUCUCAUGAGGCCAGACUUCACCACUAUGGACGCUCUGACUGCCACACGCACCUACCAGACAAUCAUCGAGACCUUCAUCCACCAGUGUGCAUUCUUCUUCUACAACCAGCCCCUCCUUGAUUCCCCCACUGGCCUGGCGGGUCUCCCUGCCUCGCCCACCACCACCCUCAGCGGGAGUUCUGCUUACUCUUGUUACCGCUCCUCCCCUCCCCACACCACCGCACACUUCAGCCCUCUGCAGCAGUCCCCGCCCACCACCCCCCAGUCUCCCCUGCAGUCUCUGCUCCCUCCCCUCCACCAGCACCCCCACUCCCACCACUCGCCUGCCGAACAAGAGACACUGUGAGAGACGGUGAAACCAAGUGUGCCCAUGAUGAUGCUGGACCUUAUCACCAACACACGCACACAAACAUAUACUCACACGCAACACAAAAUGUGCACUUGCACACUACAUUUCUGAUCAUGGACAACCUAGAUUAUGAAAAGAAGAAAUGGGAAGUGUCUUGAGAAACCUCCCUAACCUGCCAUUUGUAUCCAUAUGUGCGUGGGCUUCUAUUAUCAGUGACUCUUCCUCUGCCCUCUGAGCCUCUGAUUGCCUGGAAUCUGACUUCAGCUCACAAGUUGAGGACAGAGGUUGCUGUCACAGCGAGCCUCUCUUCUGUCAAAAACCACCGCUUAUCCAACACUGCAAAGAAAAAGAAACAUUGAUGCCAAGCUGGAAGAAAUGGUUUGUGGCCACCAUGUUUUUAUCCGCAUAAAACUGUUUUAGUUUUUUUCUCAUAAAAGUACUGCCACUGGAUUUUUUUAGACUGUUCCUCUGUAGGUCAGCAGGUUGCCCUGUCUGCCACUGGGGUUUCUCUCAUUGGCUCUACAUGAAGGGUCAGCAUGGGGAGGGAAAGGAAGUGUGGGAGGGGGGUUACACAUCCAGGGAUGCACUUUAACGAUCACUGUUGUUUUGCCCUAAAAAGGGUUAGUUUUUGUUGUUGACAUACUGUUUUCUUGUGUGUUUUUAAUUUCACAGCUCAGACAGCCAUACCCAUUGCCUCUACAGAGCUCUGGCAGAUCAAACUUUGUUUACAUCAAAUCUUUUUUUUUGUAUCCGCAAACUUAUCUGAAGCACUUUUUGAUAGUGUAGUGUUUAAUUAGAAGAAAUGCCACAUGACGAAUUGUCCAUAAUGUUUGUUUAGUGGUUGAGUGUGGCAUAAUGUGCAGGCUUGUGAAACAAGAUCCUUUUGUAAAAACUUACGUUGUUGAAGUUGAUCCAGGGGUCCCAUAUUAGGUCGAUGGGAAAUCUGAAUCUACUGACAUUCCUCAUUCAUCCAGCCAUGUGAAGGUAGUUUCUUUUAGAGUUUUUCCUCUUUCUAGAUCUUGGUUGAUCAGAGUGGAUGUUUAGGGAAGUUUGGGUUUUUUAGACCAUUACAAUAUCAGAGGACUUUGCCUGCCACAGGUCAAGUGAAGGAGAAAAUUUGCCAUUUUUGAAUGUGUAACCUUGUCAAACCAUAACACAACUCUGCAUUGCCAUCCUGUGUCCAUUGAAUCCAGUCGCUUGAAACUUGAUAGGUUGCUAGAUGUGAUGCUGUGGCUAUCUAUCAAACCAAGCUCUUUGUGUUCAUCUAAUAUUAAGGACCUUUAACUCAGAAGGUUUAGUAUUCUUAACGCACUGUUACUGCUAGUCCUGCUAUACAAUACAAAGACAAGUAGAAGUUUAAUGUUUGUGAAUUGGGCACAUUCAGGAAGCACCUACGGCUGUUUACCUGCUCUUGUGAAUUAGUUUUGUGCUAGCUCAUUGUCCUCCCUUUUCAUGGAAAACAAGCAGCACAUUUUCAGUGGUAGCACUGCUGAUGAAGACCCAAUCAUUUUAAACAUUAAACCCGAGAGAAGGCAAGUCUGUUAAUUGGGAGAAGAGUAAAAAAAAUGUCCACUAGGCAUAGAGGCUCUGGAUGAUUGUGGCUCUGUUACAGUUCUUGGGUGCAAAAAAGACUGGACAAGUUCGUUUGUUGUAGUCGUAAAUGGGAUCAUGCUUUACUGGUACUUUUGGAAUCCUGUUUGAAGUCAGUCAUUUAAAGUGUCCAUAAGACUAACCCGAGGGCUCCUCUCGUCAAGAUCAGAGCUAAAAGCUGUAAAAUUAAGACUUGCACAGGUUUAACUACGCAACAAUAUCACAAUUCCUGGGAGAAGAUAAUCUUACUGCAACACUUGACUUCUGACGCAACCUUGGCAAAUCAGCUGUUCAAUGAGCAAAAAGUGGGUGCAUACUACUCUAUAAUGGUUGUUUAUUUGUAUGUUGGGGAACACCACCCUUUAGUCAAUGGUAGAAAACAUUUCUAGUGUGUAUUUCAAUGAUUGAGGGUCCAUUUUUACGAUUUUUGUGAAUGGUUCAAGGCCACUUAAGUUUAGUGCAUGAUUUAAAAAACACACAAAGGGAGAUGGAUAAAAGCCUCUUCCUGUUUUAAAACAUGAAAUUAGUGCAAGAAAACAAAACAAUUGCUAAAGUGAAAUAGCUGAAAUGUGAAAGUUUAUGUACUGUGCACCAAGAGCAAACCAUGGAAUUUGUUUGACUGAGAAAAGUGUUUGAAGAUGAAGGCCUUAUGUGAACUGUAUAAUAGUUAAUAAAUUAAAUCUUGUAAAAUUGA